GCGCGCGCCUGUGAUUGGUGCACACCUGUGCGCGAGCAGAAACACAACAGCACCGGGGCGAGGUGAGAGUGUCCCGGCUGAGCUGCUGCGACGCGCCCUUAACAGCUGGACAUGAACCCGUGCAGAAAUCCACACAGGGUCGUGUAGGACUUUUGAAGUCUGGCGUCUCAGGAUGAUGCGUUUCCUGUUGCUGUUCAGCCGUCAGGGGAAACUGCGGCUGCAGAAAUGGUUCACGGCUCUCAGCGAUCGUGACAAGAAGAAGAUCAUAAGAGACGUCACGCAGAUGGUGCUGGCGAGACCGCCAAAGGCCUGCAACUUCCUGCAGUGGAGGGAUCUGAAGAUCGUCUACAGAAGGUAUGCGAGUCUGUAUUUCUGCUGUGGUUUGGAAGAAGAGGACAAUGAGCUGCUCACGCUGGAGCUUCUGCACAGAUACGUCGAGCUGCUGGAUCAGUACUUUGGCAAUGUGUGUGAAUUAGACAUAAUUUUUAACUUUGAGAAGGCUUACUUUAUCCUGGAUGAGUUUGUCAUUGGUGGAGAGGUGCAGGAAACAUCCAAAGCAUCUGUGGCCAAAUCGAUGGAGGAGUCAGAUUCUCUUCAGGAGACAAUGGAGGAGUAUAUAAACAAACCAACAUACUGAAGGAACAUCUUCAGAUAAUCACAGCCAUCAUCUCAGUCUUCAAAGACACAAUAACAAGAACUUCAUAAGUUUCCAUUCAAAGCCACUACACUGAAACAGCAGCACUUUGCAUUAUGCAGCAUCUCAACUUUUGAGAUUGUGAGAAUACUAUUAUUAAAUUAUAGGGGUUUAUAAUCAAAUGUAUCACAAUUUUUGGUUAUAGACAUUCAGAAAGGGAGAUAUACACUCAUGUACACUAGCGUUCAAAAUUUUGGGGUCAGUAAGAUUUUUUUAAAAGUAAUUAAUACUUUCAUUCAGCAAGGAUGCAUUAAAUUGAUCAAAGAUGACAUUUAUAAUGUUACAAAAGAUUUCUGUUUCAAAUAAAUGCUGUUCUUUUAAACUUUCUAUUCAUUAUAGAAUCCUAAAAAUUAUAUAUAUAACAAAUCAUCAUAUUAGAAUGAUUUCUGAAGGAUCAUGUGACACUGAAGACUGGAGUAAUGAUGCUGAAAAUUCAGCUUUGAUCACAGGAAUAAAUUACAUUUCAAAAUAUCCUCAAACAUUAAACAGUUAUUUUAGUGCAGUACAACAGUUUCUGUAAUAAUAUUAUGGUUUUUACUGUAUUUUUGACCAAAUAAAUGCAGCCUUGAGGAGCAGAAGAGACUUUAAAAACAUUAAAAAAUCUUAACCGACCCCAUACCUUUUAACCUUUUGACUACGCUGUGACAUUAACCCUCAGGUUUCUUCUUACUGUGAGAUAAAUUUGUAUUUUUCUUUGCUGGCUGACAAUCAAUAACUCUGAGACAGAUCUUAGAUUGUCUUGUUUUGAACUAAAACUGAAAGGAACAAAUGUUUAUGUUUCAUCUGAAAAAAAAAAAAAAAUUACUUUUUGUGAGGACUGCCCAAGCUAUUGAACCAAAUAUGUAAUUUUUUUUUUUUUUUUUAAAUAAAUAUCAAAAUGCUUUUUAAUAGCAAUUUUUGGUUUUUUGAGAAUGUGUGAAUUGUAGUAGUAUAAAUAAAGAAGGGAUGUCAUGGUGAGGAAAUUUUCACAUGCUAUAAAAAUUUGCGACAACACCGCUUUUAAAUGCAUGCUCGCUUUUUACUUUCGCUUUCAAACUCGUGGUCACGCGUACUCUUUGUCUAGGGAGCAGCGGUACUGAACGCACAAUUUUACAAGAUAUUUGUCAAUGACUCUCGGGAUCUGUUGCGCACCAAAUCUUCUGCCAUUGUCUUGUCAGUCAUCAAUGGAAGCUUGUUUCUGCCACUGAAUAAAAAAUAAAAAGGUAAUUGCAACUUUUAUCUCACAAUUCUGACUUUUUUUCUCGUAAUUGCGAGUUAUAAAGUCAGGAUUGUGAGAUAUAAACUCGCAAAAAGACUUUUUUUUCUCCUCAGAAUUUGACUUUUUAACUCGCAAUUGUGAGUUUAUAUCUCACAAUUCUGAGAAAAAAAUUCAGAAUUGCGAGAAAAAAAGUAAGAAUUAUGAGUUUAUAUCCCGCAAUUCCGAGUUUAAAUCACAAUUCUGACAUAACUCGCAAUUGCAAGUUUAUACCUCGCAAUUCUGAGAAAAAAAGUCAGAAUUGCAAGAAAAAAAGUCAGAAUUGCAAGAAAAAAAGUCAGAAUUGCAAGAAAAAAGUCAGAAUUCAGAGUUUAUAUCCUGCAAUUCUGACAUUAUAACUUGCAAUUUUUUAUAUCUCGCAAGAUGUAAACUCUCAAUUGCAAGAAAAAAGUCAGAAUUAGGACUUUAUAUCCCUCAAUUCUGACUUUAUAACUCGCAAUUGCGAUUUUAUAGCUUGCAAUUCUGAGAAAUAAAGUCAGAAUUG
This is a messenger RNA of Ctenopharyngodon idella (grass carp), 2433 nucleotides long. It is a transcript of the gene ap1s3a, whose product is annotated as adaptor related protein complex 1 subunit sigma 3a. Bases 173 to 637 code for a protein of 154 amino acids. Gene Ontology annotation, cellular component: membrane coat; AP-1 adaptor complex; intracellular membrane-bounded organelle. The record is from RefSeq and is a predicted model, not a curated record. The transcript has 5 exons. Gene Ontology annotation, molecular function: clathrin-cargo adaptor activity. NCBI's taxonomy places the organism in Eukaryota, Metazoa, Chordata, Actinopteri, Cypriniformes, Xenocyprididae. Gene Ontology annotation, biological process: intracellular protein transport; vesicle-mediated transport.